This is a messenger RNA of Mauremys reevesii (Reeves's turtle), 533 nucleotides long. RefSeq names its product maestro heat-like repeat-containing protein family member 2A. Bases 7 to 513 code for a protein of 168 amino acids. The transcript is spliced from 5 exons. The record is from RefSeq and is a predicted model, not a curated record. Gene Ontology annotation, cellular component: cytoplasm. Lineage: Eukaryota; Metazoa; Chordata; Testudines; Geoemydidae.
GCACACAUGAAUGACCAAGAUAAGGACAGAAUUGCCCUCAGGAUUGCCUCUAUAGCUAAGACCAAGCUGGCUACUGUUGUGAGAGUUCUGCUGGAGAAAUUGCAACAGGAUAAGCAAAACAGAGUAGCCAUUUACUAUAUCCUGGAGGGGGUGUUACAGCAGGACACCGGGGGCCUAGAGAUAAGGCUAGUGAAAAACAUUGUAAGCCUAGCCUCAGACCAGAUGAGAGAGACUCAGGAAGCAACAAAUGAGGUAAAAGUGGCAGCUAGCAACACGUUAGUGACUCUGGCAAGCUGCUAUUUUGAUCAUGUCAUGUAUGAGCUGCACUGUCACCUGAAACCACCGAAGCUGCCUGAAGAGUUUAUUUUAGUUACGCUGGGCAACCUGUCAUCAGCCUAUGCACGUAAGUGUAUCCCUUUUGUGAGAGUGACCCUGAACACCAUGUUCUCCAUGCUGGAGUUCGUCAAGGACGGCAGGCUGAGACAAGCAUUUUGCGGUGGUGAUGCUCAGUAAGGGGUUAAUCCUGUGCCUUU